GAUUGGUCACCUUUUUCAUCCAAUGUCGUGUCUCCGCGCCAAAAGACCAACAAUCUGAGCAAUGGUGGACGUGGAGAUGAAGUCGGCGGAGGACGCGCCCGCGUUCGAGGGCAUCUCGAGCCGCAACCGCUCGACAGAGUCAUGGCCUUGGGUGGAAAAGUACCGGCCAUCAUCUCUGGACGAUCUCAUUGCGCACCAGGAGAUCAUUUCGACGCUUAAUCGCCUGAUUGACGCGCAAAAGUUGCCCCACUUGCUGUUCUACGGACCACCAGGCACGGGCAAGACUUCCAUGAUCAUCGCAGCAGCGCGACGGCUGUACGGCAAGAACUACGGAUCUAUGGUGCUUGAACUCAACGCUUCAGACGAUCGCGGUAUUGAUGUGGUACGGAACCAGAUUAAGGAAUUUGCUGGCACCAAGAAGCUCUUCAGCCAGGGCGUUAAGCUCAUCAUCCUGGACGAGGCUGACUCUAUGACCAACGACGCCCAAUUCUCACUGCGCCGAGUUAUCGAGAAGUACACGAAGAACGCGCGGUUCUGUCUCAUCUGUAACUACGUGAGUAAGAUCAUCCCAGCACUCCAGUCGCGAUGCACGCGCUUCCGCUUCGCCCCGUUGAACGAGAGCCAAGUCAGCGGCCGCGUCAAGCACAUUGCGCAGCUAGAGAAGUUGAACAUGACCGAAGACGGCUUUAAGGCCAUUCUACGACUGGGCCAGGGCGAUAUGCGUCGCAUCCUCAACAUCUUACAGGCGACGUCCAUGGCCCACGACGUCGUCAAUGAAGCCAACGUCUAUCUGUGCACGGGUAACCCUCUGCCAAAGGAUAUCGAGUCGGUGACCCAGUGGCUCUUUAACGAAAACUUUGCGACGGCUGUGCGUAAGUGUGCCGAGAUGCAGAAGCUCAAAGGUUACGCUACUAGCGACAUCCUGCAGGAUGUGUACCGCUACACUAUGGAACUGGAGCUGCCGCCGCGGUGCCGCAUGUAUUUAUACGACGAGCUGGCCAACCUCGAGCACCGCCUGUCUAAUGGCACGACGGAGGAACUGCAACUGGCCUCGCUGGUUGCCAUCUUCGCCAUUGCGCGCGAGCAAAUGUCCACUGCAGUUGCUGCAGCAUCUAAAGCCUAGAUUUACACUAGCAAAGCAAGGUCAAGUGAUACUAGAAAACAAAGCGAAUCAAUGCCAAAGUGACAGCUACAUGCA
Molecule: messenger RNA, 1198 nt
Organism: Phytophthora nicotianae INRA-310
Lineage: Eukaryota; Oomycota; Peronosporomycetes; Peronosporales; Peronosporaceae
Exons: 2
Coding region: 62-1123 (353 amino acids)
Biological process (GO): DNA repair; DNA-templated DNA replication
Cellular component (GO): DNA replication factor C complex; nucleus
Molecular function (GO): DNA clamp loader activity; ATP binding; DNA binding
Source: RefSeq, a predicted model, not a curated record